Molecule: messenger RNA, 2359 nt
Organism: Gastrolobium bilobum
Lineage: Eukaryota; Viridiplantae; Streptophyta; Magnoliopsida; Fabales; Fabaceae
Product: homeobox-leucine zipper protein GLABRA 2-like
Exons: 11
Coding region: 83-2359 (758 amino acids)
Biological process (GO): regulation of DNA-templated transcription
Molecular function (GO): lipid binding; DNA binding; DNA-binding transcription factor activity, RNA polymerase II-specific
Source: RefSeq, a predicted model, not a curated record
AAACACCAACCUAGCUUCACCAUUUUUGCUCCUUAAAAAAAAAAAAAAACAUAAUCAUCAACACAAACAAACGUUGUUGCCAAUGGGCGUGGACAUGUCCAACAACACCAAAGACUUGUUUUCCUCUCCUGCUCUCUCACUUAGCCUUGCUGGGAUAUUUCGCCAUGGUAGCAUGGAGGUUGAUGAUGGGGAUGAGGGUAGUAGAGGAGGUGAACGGCGAGAGGAAACCACCGUUGAGAUUAGCAGCGAGAACUCAGGAGCAGUACUGAGAUCAAGUGCAGAUGAUUAUUUUGAAGGAGAGGAUGAUGAUGAUGGUGGUGGUAAUGAUGAUGAUGAUGAUGAUGGGGAUGGAGAUAAGAACAAGAAGAAGAAGAAGAAGAAGAAGAAAAGGAAGAAGUAUCACAGGCACACUGCUGAACAGAUUAGAGAAAUGGAAGCUCUUUUCAAAGAAUCACCACAUCCUGAUGAAAAGCAGAGGCAACAACUUAGCAAGCAAUUAGGCCUUGCUCCUAGGCAAGUCAAGUUUUGGUUCCAAAAUCGUCGAACCCAAAUCAAGGCAAUACAAGAGCGCCAUGAAAAUUCAUUGUUGAAGACAGAGCUAGAGAAACUAAGGGAUGAAAAUAGGGCCAUGCGAGAAACCUCAAACAAAUCUUGUUGCCCCAACUGUGGCAUUGCCACAACUAACGUAGAUGGUUCCUUUUCCACUGGAGAAAAUCAACUUCGUAUUGAAAAUGCCAAACUCAAAGCUGAGGUAGAGAAGCUUCGAGCAACUUUAGGAAAAUACCCACCAGGGACAACGUCUCCUUCAUGUUCUGCUGGCCAUGAUGAUGAAGAGAAUAGAAGCUCUUUGGAUUCUUACAAUGGAAUUUUUGGGCUUGACAAGUCAAGGAUAAUGGAGAUAGUAAACCAAGCAACGGAGGAGCUCGUGAAGAUGGCAAAUAUUGGAGAACCGUUAUGGGUUCGUAGUGUUGAGACAGGUCGAGAAAUACUUAACUAUGAUGAAUAUGUUGAAGAGUUCUCAGUUAAAUAUUCAUGCAGUGGAAGCCCAAAGAGAUUCAUCGAAGCCUCAAGAGAGACUGCGUUUGUUUUUAUGGAUCUCCCACGGCUUGUCCAAAGUUUUCUAGAUGUGAAUCAAUGGAAGGAAAUGUUUCCGUGCUUAAUAUCAAAAGCAGCAAAUGUUAAUGUUAUAUGCAAUGGAGAAGGUUCUAACAGGAAUGGUGCGGUGCAAUUGAUGUUUGCUGAGUUGCAAAUGCUCACUCCAAUGGUGCCCACCAGAGAAGUGUAUUUUGUCAGGUGCUGCAAACAGCUAAGUGAGGAACAGUGGGCAAUCAUUGAUGUAUCCAUAGACAAAGUAGAGGACAACAUUGACACAUCCCUUGUGAAAUGCAGAAAACGCCCAUCAGGUUGCAUUAUUGAGGAUAAGUCAAAUGGCCAUUGCAAGGUAAUCUGGGUGGAGCACUUGGAAUGCCAGAAGAGCACAGUUCAUACAAUGUAUCGAGCCAUUGUAAACAGUGGUUUAGCCUUUGGGGCAAGGCACUGGAUUACAACACUGCAACUUCAAUGUGAACGUUUAGUUUUCUACAUGGCAACAAAUGUUCCCAUGAAGGAUUCAACUGGUGUUGCCACAUUGGCUGGGAGGAAAAGCAUUUUGAAGUUGGCACAAAGAAUGACAUGGAAUUUCUGCCAUGCAGUUGGAGCAUCAAGCUUCCAUACAUGGAACAAAGUCACAGGUAAAACAGGAGAAGACAUAAGGAUUAGUUCUAGGAAGAACUUGAAUGAUCCUGGUGAACCUAUUGGGGUUAUCUUGUCAGCUGUUUCUUCUGUAUGGCUUCCUGUCUCUCCUAAUAUUCUCUUUGAUUUCUUGAGGGAUGAAGCUCGUCGUAGUGAGUGGGAUAUCAUGUUCAGUGGUGGGUCAGUGCAUUCCAUUGCAAAUUUAGCUAAAGGACAAGACCGAGGCAAUGUUGUAAACAUCCAAAAAAUAGAAUCAAAAGAAAACAACAGUACGUGGAUACUCCAAGAUAGCUGCACAAAUGAUUAUGAGUCAAUGGUAGUAUAUGCUCCUGUGGACAUAACUGGUAUGCAAUCUGUGAUGACAGGAUGUGAUUCUAGUAAUAUUGCCAUAAUGCCAUCAGGGUUCUCAAUUCUUCCUGAUGGGAUGGAAGCAAGGCCAUUGGUGAUUACUUCAAGGCAAGAAGAAAAAUACACAGAAGAAGGGUCUUUAUUUACAAUGGCAUUUCAGAUCCUUGCCAAUGCUUCUCCAACAGCAAAGUUAUCAACUGAGCCUGUGGAAUCGGUCAAAAGUCUUGUAUCUUGUACAUUAAGAAAUAUCAGAACAAGUUUACAAUGCGAAGAUAGUUAG